AAAUAUAUUAACCGUAACCCGGCUCAUGUCAGUUAAGGAGUGUUAUUGUAAAGCUGGAUAGCGGUACUAUUUGCGACAGCCUACAUUCUGGAAGACUUUUACAUCUAUGAAAUUGUAAUAUCCAAGCCUUUGGAGCUCUGCAAUAAAAGGACGCAGGACAGAAAUACAGCAUUGUCCCCGAAGUCCAGCUACCGGUAAAGAGAAAGCCAUAAAAAAGACAUUUGAGAAGCCUUUAAUAAUCUUAGACUAAAGUAAUUUCAACAUAGCAGAACGUUCAAGAUGGGUGACUUCUGAGCGAAACCACCGGGAAACUCCGACGAAGUUCUUCCACCGCCGUCAAGUUUGACAAAAGAAGAAGACAAAGAAUAAGAAGACCGAAUAUUUCCCUCACGACGCAGCCAUGGAUUCGGGAAAGCAAAUAACUUUCCCAUUGAUGAUGAGUGUUGGAUCAGCUGUGAUUGGCUCCCUGCAGUUUGGCUACAACACCGGCGUCAUCAAUGCCCCUCAAAAGAUCAUCGAGGGCUUCAUCAAUGAGACAUGGUUUGAGCGUUACCAGGAGCCCAUCAGCGGGAACUCCCUGACAGCCAUCUGGUCCAUUGCCGUCUCAAUCUUCUCUGUUGGUGGCAUCUUUGGCUCCUUCUCCGUUGGACUUUUUGUCAACCGCUUGGGAAGGAGGAACUCCAUGCUCAUGGCCAACGUUCUGGCCUUCAUCGCUGCCGCUCUGAUGGGCUUUUCGAAGAUGGCGCACUCAUGGGAAAUGCUGAUCGCUGGUCGUUUUGUGGUGGGCCUCUACUCCGGCCUCUCCACAGGAUUCGUUCCCAUGUAUGUGGGUGAGGUUUCCCCGACGUCCCUUCGAGGUGCCCUGGGAACCCUCCACCAGCUGGGCAUUGUUGUCGGCAUCCUAAUAGCACAGGUGUUUGGAAUGGACUUAGUCAUGGGCAAUUCUGACUUGUGGCCACUCCUGUUGGGCUUCAUCUUCAUCCCUGCAAUAAUCCAGUGCAUCCUGUUGCCUUUCUGCCCUAAAAGCCCCCGUUUCUUGCUCAUCAACAGGAAUGAAGAGAAUAAGGCCAAGGCUGUGUUGAAGAAACUCAGAGGCACACCAGACGUGAGUGCUGACAUGCAGGAAAUGAAGGAGGAGAGCCGGCAGAUGAUGAGGGAGAAGAAGGUGACCAUUGUGGAGCUGUUUCGCUCGCCCCUCUACCGCCAGCCCCUCAUCAUUGCUGUCAUCCUGCAGCUCUCUCAGCAGCUGUCUGGCAUCAACGCUGUGUUCUACUACUCCACUCACAUCUUUGGGAAAGCCGGAGUUGAGCAGCCCGUCUAUGCCACCAUUGGAGCUGGUGUAGUUAACACAGCUUUCACUGUGGUGUCGCUGUUUGUGGUAGAACGCGCAGGACGUAGGUCUCUGCACCUGGUGGGGCUGCUGGGAAUGGCUGGAUCUGCCAUCUUAAUGACCAUUGCCUUGGCUCUGCUGGAGCAGCUCAAAUGGAUGUCAUAUUUGAGCAUCGUGGCCAUAUUUGCCUUUGUUGCAUUCUUUGAGAUCGGGCCAGGUCCCAUCCCCUGGUUCAUCGUGGCAGAGUUGUUCUCACAGGGACCCAGGCCUUCAGCUAUUGCUGUAGCUGGUUUCACCAACUGGACUGCCAACUUCAUAGUGGGAAUGUGCUUCCAGUAUGUAGAGAGACUGUGUGGCCCCUACGUGUUCAUCAUCUUCACUGUUCUGCUGCUCGUGUUCUUCGUCUUCACCUACUUCAAAGUGCCGGAGACCAAGGGCCGGACAUUUGACGAGAUUGCGUCCGGCUUCCGCCAGACAGCUGCCAGUGGAGUAGAGAAGCACUCACCAGAGGAGCUCAACAGCCUGGGAGCUGAUUCUCAGCUCUGAGUGACUGCUUUUUAAUUUCUAACAAACACUCUCUCAGACCGAGGAGGGACGAGAAGGGUCUACUAACUAGAAGUUGACAGAUCUAUUGAUAGAAUAAUUUUCACUCUGUCACCACAUUUCGAGUGUCAUUACCAAACACAGAAUAGCCUUGUGUGAUUCUCUGACAUGAAGUCUUCUGCUGCCUCUCUCGAGUCCCGCAACGAAACGAAAACUUGAUGGGCACUGUGUCGCCUGGUGAAUGUGGAGAGGGGAGGUGAGGAUAGAUGGGGAAGGUUUUUAAUAUUCUAAGAUAUUUUCAAGAAGGAAAAGGAGUGUCUGUAUCAAUCAACCAAUCUUUUUUAAACUUUUUUUUCACUGAAUAUGUUACCGAUGUGUGCUUAUGCUCUGCUCUUUGUAGCCUGUUGUAGUCACUUUGUUAUUGUCCGAGCGCUGUAGCUGUAGAGAUCAGAUCACUGUGCAAAGUACUUUUAUACUUUUAUCCAUCUCACUGUAAAACUGUAUCACUGUAGACCGUAGUACUGUAGAUGCUGUGCAGCUUGACUAGGUCUCACGCCACCAGAUGGUGCAAUACUCUUGGAAAAAGGUUGCAACACUCCACUUAGAAAGAAUAAAUUAUUCGUUCCUCUUUAGGUUAUCGAGUACACAAAUACGAGGGUGCAUCGCAGUGAGGAUUUUCCUCCAUAUUCUGCUCCACAUAUUAUGUGUUGUGUUAUUACUGCUGCUAGACAACAUUUUGCUCUUUUUAUUGUUAGACAAUUGUCAUUUUAAAUACAAUUCACAGCCAUAAAGUCAAAACAAACAAAGAAAUACAGUCAAAUGUAUUUUUACACCAUUCCUUUUUAGCAGCAUAUUUGGACAAAUUAAUAUGAACAUGGAUAUGUGCAAGAGGAGCAGUAUCUGCACAGAUCAGUACCAGUGCACUGAACUUAGCAGUCAAGUUGAAUAAAGAAAUCAUCCACUCAUUUUGCCAUGACAUGCGAUAACUGCACACUCACAAUCAGCUGCCCCAAAACCAAAAAUCUGUCUCACAAAACCAGAACAUUUGUGAGUUUAAGUGCCCGUCUAAAAAAAUUCAAGCGUCCUUUGCAUUCAGCCUCUCAGCCUUAUCACUCUAUAGCAGUUUCCAGUCACACUAGCCUGAUACAGACUGAAAGCUUCUGUCAGUGGAUGAUCUUCUCUUGAAGUAUUUUUGAGUUGAGAUUACCUGUGGAGCUUCCAGAGUCUGGUGAAUAGGCUUGAAAGCUGUCUGGAUCUUUUCUACAAACAAAACAAGCAAUACUGCAUGAAGCAUGCUGUUCCUCUGUGACAACCACAAAGCAUCUUCAGAAAAAUGAAAAACAAAGAAUUAAUGGGGACCAAAAUGAAUGUCAGCUUUUUGGAAGGUUUUUAUUAUCCUGAAAGUGCUUGACACCAGUCUUGGGCCAAACUCCCAAGUGUUCCUUGCACUCCAUUAAGUGUCUUUGAAGGCAGAUGCAUGUUGGUAUGGUGCAAAGCUUGUUUUGUGCCUUGUGUUUUGAAUUCUGCAGUAUUGGUUGCUCUCUCUUCACUGUAUGCAGUGGCUGGUGAAAGAAACUGCAGUCCACCUUACUUUACCUAGCUGUACAAUUUGCUGUCUGUGACUGCUGUAUCAUUCUAUGACCCUUUCUUCUCUUUAGAUGUGUUGUUUAAGGAAAGUUUAGCAGCACUUUAUUAUUCACAGUAAUGUUUCUUUGUUACUGAAGCAAACACUUUGAGGCUGUUUCACUUGUUUCUUUUUUUGUUUGUUUUGUUUUUUACUCAGAGUGUGGAACCUUUGUUACUGAAAAGAGACUGAAAUACUGCUGUUGUUUUUGAAAUGGAAGCGUGUGCAACUGUAUCAUUUCUUAUGUCUAUUACGGCCCUGUACGAAACACAUUUCGAUGUGUGCGCACACAGGCCUGUUGUGAGUAAAUACGGUCAUUUGUAUAGUCUAAUGAGAACUGACACAAAUCCAACCCAUAAGUCAAAUUCCAUUUUAAUCAUUCCAUAAUUGGUUGUUAAUUAUUGUAUAUAGUAAAUUAUGGUGUCUGUUGUCAUUUGAUUGGUCACAUCCUGAAAAGCACAUCUACUCUGUGCCUUUGUGUGCCUUUCACAAAUCCUCUCCAGCACAUGGAAUGGCACCAAAAGAUGCUCUUCCCCACACAGACUGAUGUCUGUUGCAAGUAUUUGUAUUUUAUGUACAUAGAUUCACAAUUCUGCAUGGGCAUUUAAUUUUUAAUGUAUCCAUUAGCCUUUGAAAACUCUGGUCUAAACACAAAACAUGAUGUAAAUAUGAAACACACGCAUCACCCUCUCCAAAUUUUUAAAUAUUUUAACUUUUUUGAUAAAUAUAUAAAUGAAUGAUUAUUUCUGUAGUCAUGUACAUCUCCAUGCAUUUAGCUUCCAUACUUCUGUUCUCUUUCGAUUUUAUAUCUGAAGAUACGGUGUGGCCUAAUAGAACUGUAUUAAUUGUAAUUUAGAUUUUACAUGUAAGGAUUGUUAAUGAAAGACAUUCUGUAGUGUUUUCAUUUUAGUGCACAGAGCAUAUUCUAAUAUUUAUAGUAAUAAAAGAUCUGUGUGCAUGGUGUUGGAAUGUGAACCUCUCUUGGGGAAAUUUUAAAUUGUGGAUGAUGGUGGUGUUCUGAAAGGUUAUAUGGUUUUGUUUAAGUGGCUUAACAGCUCAAUAAAAGAAAUCGUGCAUAGAGA
Messenger RNA from Scatophagus argus, 4579 nucleotides. It is a transcript of the gene slc2a1b, whose product is annotated as solute carrier family 2 member 1b. The record is from RefSeq and is a predicted model, not a curated record. Gene Ontology annotation, biological process: response to insulin; monosaccharide transmembrane transport. Gene Ontology annotation, molecular function: hexose transmembrane transporter activity. Lineage: Eukaryota; Metazoa; Chordata; Actinopteri; Scatophagidae. Gene Ontology annotation, cellular component: apical plasma membrane; basolateral plasma membrane. The transcript has 10 exons. Bases 401 to 1876 code for a protein of 491 amino acids.